ACCUGGUUUGUCUGUUUCGCGUCCUUUCAGCCGGCGACCCGGCCAGCGCGGUGCGGUGAGGCCACGGGGCAGCGGGACGCCGGGCUGCAGCCGGGGCGUGGCGGGAGGAUGAGCGGCACCGGCGCCAGGGCCAGCCACCGCACGCAGCCGGUGGUCAAGAGCGUGCUGGUGUACCGCAACGGGGACCCCUUCUUCGCGGGCCGCCGCGUCGUCAUCCACGAGAAGAAGGUCUCCAGCUUCGACAUCUUCCUGAAGGAGGUGACGGGCGGCGUGCAGGCGCCCUUUGGGGCCGUCAGGAACCUGUACACCCCGCGGACCGGGCACCGCAUCCGCAAGCUCGACCAGAUCCAGAGCGGGGGCAACUACGUGGCCGGGGGCCAGGAGGCCUUCAAGAAGCUCAAUUACUUGGACAUUGGAGACAUCAAGAAAAGACCAAUGGAAAUUGUUAACACAGAGGUAAAACCAGUAAUCCACAGCAGGAUCAACGUGUCAGCUCGAUUUAGAAAACCACUUCAGGAACCCUGUACUAUCUUCUUGAUUGCAAAUGGAGACCUCAUAAGCCCAGCAUCUCGCCUCCUCAUCCCUAGAAAAGCCUUGAACCAGUGGGAUCAUGUGCUACAGAUGGUCACGGAAAAAAUAACUCUGAGGAGUGGGGCUGUUCACAGACUUUAUACUUUAGAAGGAAAACUGGUUGAAAGUGGGACAGAGUUGGAGAAUGGACAGUUUUAUGUGGCUGUUGGCAGAGAUAAGUUUAAGAAAUUGCCUUACAGUGAAUUACUUUUUGACAAGUCAACCAUGAGAAGGUCUUACGGUCAGAAAGCUUCUUCACUGCCUCCUAUUGUGGGAUCCAGAAAGUGUAAAGGGAGUGGAAAUGAUCGCCAAUCUAAGUCAACUGUGGGAUCCAGUGACAACUCAUCUCCUCAGCCCCCAAAGAGGAAAGGGAAAAAAGAGGAUGUGAAUUUAGAAAAACCCACAAAAGGAAAACAAAAUCUAAAGUUAAAGAACUCACCACAACCAGUUCCAGACAGUGAUGAAGGCAUUUUCAAAGCUGGAGAAGAAAGAUCUGAAACUCGGGGGGCAGCAGAAGUCCAAGAAGAUGAAGACACUCAGGUUGAGAUUCCAGUUGAUCAGAGGCCAGCAGAAAUUGUAGAUGAGGAAGAAGACGGAGAGAAGGAAAGCAAGGAGGCAGAAGAGAAAGAAGAGUUUUCAGGAAUGAAUGGUGAAGUUGAAGAGGAAGGAGCUGGGGAGGCUACAGCUGCCUCUGAGCAAGCAGAGGAGAUGCCGGGGCACAGGGAAGAGCAGGGAAGAACCACUCGUGUUAAUGGAGGCACUGAUGAAGAAAAUGGUGAGGAAAUGGAUCCUGUCAGUAACGAGCUUCAGGAGGCAGUGGAUGAGGAAACAAAGUCUCAAGGAGCUGGCAGUGAACAAGAGGAGGCUGACUUAGACCCUCAAAGACCACCAAGGCCAGAAGUAAAAAUCACUGGUCCACAAGAAAAUGAGGACAAUGAACAAAACAAAGACUAUGCUGUCGUAGCAUAGAUGAUUUUUAAAAAGAGAGUGUAUUGAUUAUAAGAAAAAUGAAGGGCUAUAAUACUUGAAUAAUAAGGAUAUAGUCCUUGUAAAACAUGAUGUGACAAUACAGUUGAAAACUACCUACUGAAUUUUUAAAAUUAGAGAUUUAUUGGAAAGACCAGAUAACUUUGAAUAGCUACUAAAGGAGAGUGACUUCUCAUUAUGGGAUGUGUUUUUAGAAGUCAUUUAGAAAAUUAAGAGAUCUAGAUGGAGGAGAAUUUGACCUGGAAGACAGUUGGGUACUUGUUUUUGUAAAGGAUGAAAAAGAAUGGAAUUACUCCUAUUGUAUACUUUUAAAAAAAUUUAGAAGUGAGAUUAUUAGAUGGCAGCCUAUGAGAAAGCACUUAUCUAAAAAGGCAUAGAAUUUUAAAUGAUAAUAAGAAAGCAGCUUAACAAUAACCCACAACCGUCGGAGGAAAGCAUGUACUAUUUUUAAAGCAAUAAACUAUUGAAUAAACAAUUUAUAAUUUAGUUUCAGAGAUAAUUUGGAAAUGGCAGUAGAUUAAAGUGUUUCCAUGACUGUUGUAUUCCAUUCUUUCUUCCUCCUUAGCCAAAAUCCACCUUAAAAGAAUUAAAAAGAAGGCAAGAUACUCAUUUUGGAAGGGGGAAAUAUUCAUUCAGUGUAUUAGUGAUUAAUAUUGUUCCUCCCUUAAGAGCUUCAGGUUUUAAUCCUUGUGGCUUUCAUAACACAUAACUCAGGAAGGAAUUAUAAAAGAACAUCCAGUUAUAGAACUGAGCCUAGAUUGAUGGUUUGCAAAUUCUGGCAUUCUAUGGAUUUUCAGUGACCCAAUCUACCUUUACCAAUAAUAUACCUCUAUUCUUCCUUAUGUUAGGGAACUCAAUAUUGGCUAUUCCAAAGAUUGGAUUUGCUCCCAUUUAUUACAAAAGGAAAAUGUAGGCUUAUGAAGAAUCUGUCACUGCUCAAUUUCACUUGCUUUUUGCCUUAUUUCUAUUAGGACUGCCUUGUCAUAUUUUGUCCCUAAGGGUAUCAGCAAAUAUUUAUUUUCAAGCCAGUUAUAUUUAGACUUUCUAGCAGAUUCCUUUCUGUAUAAUUAGAAGUAAUCUGAUAGAAAUUGUUGAAAAAAAGUUUUAAAAUUAUCAUAAUGAAACCAGUUCCAAUUACUAGUUUGUGGACUGAUUAUAUUUACUUACAAUUGCCUUGUUAGGUAUAUAUGGAGAAAAGCAUAGUUGUAUUAGUUUGUUUUUUAAUUCUCAAGAGAUAAGGCAGUUUUUCCUUAAAUAUAGAAUUAAUAUAUUUUUGUAAUAUUAAAGAAUAUUUUUAUGUAGAAAUUAUAAAUUUGAAAUUUAAAUUGCUAGAGCUUUCAUAUAAUUCAUUAUCAAUCAUAAAUUUAAAAUAUUUUCCCUGCGAGAUUAUAUAAUAAACCAUUUGGAGUCAGAGUAGUUAUAUAAAGUACUGAAUAAUGCUAUAGAAAAUGGAUGUAUUUUUUUCUAGCAGCUAUUUUAAUACUUUCCACAAAUAGGAAGUAGAAGGAGACACCAUAAUGUAUGUAACAGUAUUGGAAAGAGACAAUGAUAUAAGAGUAUAUUAAUCUGGGAAAAUAAAUUAUAAAUGGGGCACUAUAUUUCUAGUUUAAAAUCUAGACUGUGCUGUCUAGUAAUAGGCGUAUUUUUCAGAUGGGACAAUACAGCACCAUAGGCUACACGCAAUAAUCUUGUGCUGCUAGGGAAAUGGACUACGUGUUUUUUUAAUGUUAAAUUCCCAAACUAAUACUGGGCCUGGGGUUAAUUAUUUUAAGUCAUUUAUGAAAAUAAUAGAUUAAAUAUAAUAAAUUAUAACUAUUUGUCAAGGUUAUUCCUUCUCUUUUCUUUAAUGAGUUUUUUCUUUCUCUUUUCUUUUUUUAAUAUCAAUAUUCUGUGUCUCUUUUUUUUCCUUUCCAUCAUACUAUAAAGCUUAGAUUUGCAGGAACCUUUUAGAAUCAUCUUAAUGGAAAACAAUGUUAUUUUACAUUAAAACCCAAGUUUGGCAUUUUAAAUAUAUUUCAAGAAGGUGAUAGUCCACAAUAACUGGAGAAAAAAAAUUGAAAAGUGGGGAUGUGGUACUUCUCUUGUAUAUGCGUAUAUACUAGAGGGGAUGAACAAUUAAUCACUUUUAAAAAAAGAUUGAAAUAUGCUGUCUAACCAUGGAAGAAAUCAUUCACAGAGAAUGAAAAUUGUGGACACGAUUUUGGAGAUGACUUUAACAUAAAUAAUGAAAGUUAAUUCACCUUCCAAAUGUUGAAAUUUGUGUGUAUGUGUGGGUAUGGUGCUCUCGGUGACCUCAGAGUAGUUCCACAAAUUGAGCCACUGACAGAUUUGAGGCCAUUAUGCGAAUGAGCAAUAGAGAUGUUUAUUUGGCUUUGGGUAUUGUUUUAUAGAGAGAGGGUGCUAUGAAUAUUCAUAUAGCUUUUAUGUGAUAACCAAUAAAAGGCUUUAAGAUAUUUGUUUUUAAUGAUAGAUUUAUUUUAAUUUUAUGGAACUCUUAUUAAUCUUAAUUUGGUUUAUGACAUUCAUAAACAAGUGGUUUGUUGGUUGAAUUGGAACAUUAGGAGUUCUUCAGAUUAAAUAAAGGAGAUGUUAACUGAAAUCAUUUUCAUAGUAAGGAUGUUUCACCUGUCUUAGGGUCUUUUAAAAUAACUAUUGAGAAUUCAUGGCCUUCUAGUUAUAAAACACAAUACUAUGACCAUAAGGUAAUUUUGUUACUCAUUUUUUUCCUAUGGCCAUAGGGUCACUUUUUAUUCAUUAAAAACAAAGUUUGUAGCCGAAACCGGUUUGGUUCAGUGGAUAGA
Molecule: messenger RNA, 4358 nt
Organism: Myotis myotis
Lineage: Eukaryota; Metazoa; Chordata; Mammalia; Chiroptera; Vespertilionidae
Gene: DCDC2
Product: doublecortin domain containing 2
Exons: 10
Coding region: 109-1539 (476 amino acids)
Biological process (GO): dendrite morphogenesis; cilium assembly; regulation of cilium assembly
Cellular component (GO): kinocilium; microtubule organizing center; axoneme
Source: RefSeq, a predicted model, not a curated record